Molecule: messenger RNA, 465 nt
Organism: Penicillium argentinense
Lineage: Eukaryota; Fungi; Ascomycota; Eurotiomycetes; Eurotiales; Aspergillaceae
Exons: 1
Coding region: 1-465 (154 amino acids)
Source: RefSeq, a predicted model, not a curated record
AUGCACUCGCAACCCUACCACUCUGGUCAUUAUCCUAGGCGAUCACUGUCCCAAACAUCAUCCACCACCACCUCAUCGCGCGCCAGCCAGCAUUCAACCGAGAAGAAGCACUCUCGAGCAUUAUCCAACCCACUCUCUCGACGAAUUCUGGGUUACUCUCGCCAGACAUCCUCCACCAUGUCUCAACCUCGCGAUAUCCCCAACCACACCUACUUCGAUCCAAGCCACGGCUCAACUAGCCCCGUCCAGAUGUCUCCCGACGAGUCCUCGCCCCAGUCGCCCAAGGGCGACUUUGGCCCGAAGCGUGCCUCGACGCCGACUCGCAAGAACAGCGAUGACUACAAGCGUUACAGCGGAACCAUCAAUCACUAUGGCCGCCACUCCAACGACUGGCUCUUUGGUGGAUUCAGUGUCCGUGAGACCGUCCGGGACGGCUUCGAUAAGCUGCGCAACCGGGAGGGUUGA